AUGGAGAUGAUGGACGUUUCCCAGCGGCGUUAUGUAUCCGACCGAUAUGACGGCUUCCGAACUCAAGAUCCGGUUCCAUCGGACACAGACGAUAGUAGCAAUGAAUCUUCUGUUUAUGUUACUGCCCGUUCAGAGGUCACUGAACCAACACAGUUGGAAGAUGUUCAAGCAAUUCUUCAGGUAUUAGAUACUGAAUCGGGGGCUGUUUUCAGUAAAAUCAUCCAGGGGUCUGGUGACGAGAUCCCGGCUAGCCAACUACGUCCAGAGGUGCUUAGCUGUCAUGCAAAUAAUGUUCUGUGUCAAGUGACACCUACAGGACACAACGCAGAGGAUCGACAUCUCAAUUCCGGCGCGCUUAUGCCACCACUUCCCUCUCUUAUGCUCACGAUUCCCACGCCUCAACUACCUCCAUCUCCGUUCUUCGUUCCUCGUUCGCCGAUUACCAUCUCCAAAUUUGUUAUGGCUUCCUCCAGUCCGGCUAGUCCCUUCUUAUCCGCAGGACCCGUCCCCUCCAUCCCAAUCUGCGAAGACUGCUGUCUCAUAAACUCAGAGAGCGGCCAACAUUGUCGGUCAUGCGACAAACAAUGGCUGGCGUGUAAAGUGUGGUAUCAGGCAAAUGAUGGAGGGCGUAGGCAGCAGCUGACGGAGCCGUAUAUCAAACCUGCAGAAAGCACGUUGGCAAACAGGGCGUUGGUUGACUUGAUCAACGUCCCUAGUGGUCCCGCAAAUUUCUACGGACUGGGAAUCCGCACCUCACCUGGGGCUGCUGUUAGCAAGAGCCGUUUCCGCAAACUUGCGCCGCUGCUCGCACUGAUCACUAUGGACUCAUCAACCUCUGUAGGGCGUAACGAGGAACUUCUGGCUACCCGCGCUCGCCCACAACCAAUACUUGGGACUAGAUUACCUUUAGUUGCUACUUUCGUUUCGGACCUAUGGGCGAAGACUGUGAAUACUCUUACUGAGUGCAUCGACCGUCUGGACCUGGCUGGCUUUUUGGAUGUCUUGCUGCGGAGUCUCCGACCUCCGGUCUCCACAAGCCGCUCGUCUUUAUAUAUAACUACACAAGACGGCCUCAUGGGCGACCCGCGACUGCGUGAACAUCGUAUUUCAAGACCGCUGGGCAUUACGUCCGCUUCAAGGUUUUUGGAGCAUCUCGCUUGA
Messenger RNA from Fibroporia radiculosa, 1161 nucleotides. RefSeq lists its product as uncharacterized. Lineage: Eukaryota; Fungi; Basidiomycota; Agaricomycetes; Polyporales; Fibroporiaceae. The transcript is spliced from 3 exons. The coding region runs from base 1 to 1161 and encodes 386 amino acids. The record is from RefSeq and is a predicted model, not a curated record.